UAGAGGAGUGAGAAGCCUGCAACAGGAGUUAGCAACAGAACCAAGGAAGAGGAACCAAGGGCCUCUGUGGUGUGAAAGAGUGCCACAGUCACAUGUCUCUACCAGUUCAUUUCACCUCACACUGUUCCAUAGGCAGGCAGUGGAUUUCCGUACAGUGGAUUUAAAUGGGCAACCUUUAGAUGCUGCCGUGUUCCAAGUGUUUCAAGUGUUGGUAAUUAGCUAGCUCCGUCUCCCAGCAUCACAGGGGCUGUGUUACCAUGGCAACUAGCAAGCAGACCUUUGUGAGAGCUACUGAGAAUCAGUACUCAGUGUCUACUCAGAGAGAGGAAGAGAUGCAUGUAAAGGCCCCUUUAACAACAAUGUAUGUCCACAACGGUUCUGCCCCUGGACUGCAACCAUAUCGUCAUGCUCCACCUGGGGCCUUGCAGGAUGCAAUGGUUGUACCACUGUUUGUGCCAAGAAUGUGCAGCAACCAGCCUCUGCCCGCUCUGACAUUGCAUAUAGCCAGCACUACAGAUUUGCAGCAACAAAGGAUGAGUGCUCCAGCAACCUCAUCCAGACCCAAGUCUAUCGGAAAGCAUGUUUGUCCACACUGUGGUAAGGACUGUCUGAAACCCAGUGUGCUCGAGAAACACCUACGCUGCCACACAGGAGAAAGGCCGUAUCCCUGUACCACCUGUGGCAUAUCUUUUAAGACACAGAGUAACCUUUAUAAACACAAGCGCACCCAGGCUCAUGCCCGCCUCUCCAGUGAAUCUGACAAGGGCUCUUUCAGCAGUCAGGAGAGCACAGAUAUUUCAAAGGAAAACUGUAUCAGUUCAUCUCCUGAGAUGCACGGUAAAGAUUCAGCUGAUAUGAAGAACACUGAUGGGGUUUUUCCUGCAGUGACAGUGACAACUCAUUGUCAAGUGCACAAGUGCAUAGAGUCUGGCACAGAAUGGCCAUUACACAAGACUGCCAUGGACGGAUUUAGCACAACACUAACACUGCAGGACAAAGUCAAUACUUCAAGCAAAAAUGUGGAGUUAUCAUUUGAGAGUAAAGACAGUUGUGCUCACAAAAACAGAAGCACCUCAGGUGAAAAUGGGCAUGUACCACUAACUUCAAACCGGACACCCCUUCAGAGGCAAGAAGCUUUAUUUUCUAAGCCAUGGGAGUCUCCCGGAUCCCGGAGAAAGUCUCAGAGCCAUGACAGCACAGACUCUGGUUUUAGUGAUAGCAGUGAGCUUCAUUCAUCCAGCAGUCCUGGGUUAAGCUUACACGAUCCUAGUAUGGAAUCAUUACCAGAAACCACUAUGAAACAUCAAGAACUAUGUGCCUCCCAAGCACCCUUAAAAAUGAGCCCUGAUGACAUCAAAAGCAAUGUAUCUAUUCAGGAGAAACAAAAGCUGGAGGAACGUAUUUCAAAGCUUAUUCAUGAAAACAGUGUUUUGGUGGAGGAUAAACAACUGGAAAAUGUCCGUCCAAGGAAGACUGUAUUGUCGAAGCAAGGAAGCAUUGAUCUUCCUGUGCCGUACACUUAUAAAGAUUCCUUUCAUUUUGAAAUAAGGAGCAGCAAACAUAUCGCAAGCUCCCAAAAACAAGACAGAGGAGGCGGGGAUAUUUACAGCUCUAUGCCUACACAGGACUUUACUAGCCUGGAGCAUGCACCGUUAACACGAAGCAGUUCUUUACCUUUUACCAUGGGUGGCAAAAAUAGUGAUGGAGCAGUUAACCCAAAUAUAAGUAGAAGAUGUAGUGCAGGGCAUGUUAACCUAUUUGGAUCAACAGACCAACAAGCACCAAUUCAUCGCUCACUAGUGAGACAGGUAGCAGUUGAUUGCCUGUCAAGUUUAAACGGAUCCUCGGUUGACAGAGGUAGUAUUAGUAGCCUUAGCUCAGAUGGAGACAACACUGACACUGGAACAGAGACAAAUAUAAAAGGAAACUACAGGAAGAAAACACAGAAGUUUGACUACACAAAAUGGCACACAUACAAAGGUGGAACAUUUCGGAAGCUCUACAACACUGGCAGAGACAGUCCUCUUAAGACCAAAAAGACUACAUCUAGCAUUGAGCAAACAGACAGUCUGGAAAUUCAAGUUAGCCAACCAAGAGACAGUGUAUCUGUGUCUCCAAACUUUACUUCCUGUUCUUUUGUGUGUAACCCCCAAACUGCCGAGAUGUCUUUAGCACAGAAACCAAACCAGGUCACUUCAUACAUUCUUCUGAAAAGUCCUCUGGGGAAAACAGUAGAAGAACCCAAGCAGAUGUUGAUGUUACAAAAUACUCAAAGCUCUGACUUCCAUAUCCCAUCAGAGAGAAAGAAACAGCGAACUGGGAGCAAUGUGCACAUGCCCACUAUGACAGGUCCUUCAAUUAGACAGGUAAAUGCAAAUCUGUGGGGUUUAAUGAGUAAACCGUUUCCGUCAACUUGUGGAACACACAGUUCCAUCAAAGGUCCAGCACAAAAAGGCAACAAGCCAAAUCUUCAGGCACAGAACAGCUUCAUACAAUUUUCAAAGGCAAAUCAGUUGUUGUGUAAAACAACCAGCCCUGCUUUUUGUUUGAUCAAUAUGGAGGGGACAUCUGCCACACCUUCUGUUUCAACCAAUAGUUUUACUCUGCCUGAAGCCAAGACCAGCUUUCCUCCCAAGUACCAACUAAAGAUUCCUUCUUCUGCAGAUGGAGUGUCGACGUCCUGCUCUUCUCCAACCCUUCCAGGAUUCAGUCAAAGCCAUCCAACAACAGUUCAAUGUCAUCCAGAGAACGCUUUUCCAAACUUAAAACAGAGUCAGGGUCUCUCAAAAGUCCCACCUUUUGAACAGAGUAAGCAAUGUAAAUUGUGUGAAACCACCUCGAUACACACAGAUUUCUCCUCAUUGCAGAAUCAAACAAACACUUUAUCUAAAGUUUUGACACAGCUUCAGCCAACCAAACCUACAUCAGUUUCACACAUUUCACCUGUUGCACUUCCAACAGUGCAGCAACAACAAAGUAGUUGUACGAAGGAUGUGGUGGAAAACCAGUCAACCAAUCCUGUAUCAUCCUCUCAUCCUCUCAAAACUUCAGAGAACAUUCAGUCAUUCACAUCAGUAAGUUGUUCUGGAUCUGCUAAUACAACUAUACAAAUCUACCCUUCAGCAACUAUGUCAUCCACAAUUCAAAAUGACCAUGUCCCCCCUGUGUUUACAUUUGAGAAACCCUCUGGGCUUACAGAAGACACAGAAUUUACUUCCUCUAAAAUGGCUACUGAUGACUUUCAAAGCUCCCAUUCUGAGGGAAAAGUGACACUUUGGAGUGGUUCAACACAGUCCCAGGCUCAAAACACAUUUUAUGUACGAACAGCAGAUCUUCAGAUUGUCAUGCAGCUGAUUUCUGAUGAACAGUUGGCACUAAUAGAGCCUCAAAUUGAAAAAAUAGAUUUCAAGCCAGCAGAAAGUUGUUCUGUGACUAGCAUUUGCACAAAUCAAAUAUCUCUUUCACAAGAGGUGUACAGUGAUGAUGUGACCACUGUGGGUGUGACACAGGACAUGGUUAAUUCAGAAAACAAAGAACAAAUUGCUACUUUUUCAAACCUUCAAAAUGCAAUACAUAAUUCUAGUGCAAACCUCGGCACUCCAUGUGUUUCAUCUUGGUCACAUCCACAGAAAAAGUUUCAUAUCUCAGCCUCAACAGGACAAUUCAAUGAAACAGAUAAGAUACCAAAGAAUUUCCACGAUAGAAAAUCUGUUGGGUUUAAUGUUACCACAGAGUUGCAUCACAAUCAAGCGUCUGGUGACAAACUAAGUGAACUUGAUUUAGUAGACAAGAAACAGGACAACAAAGAUCACAGUUUUGUUCGUAACCUAGAUACAGUAAACUAUUUAGACUCUAAAGUUACUUUCAGCCAGGAUCAAUCAGACACGAAACAAGAACUUAAUAUUGAAAAAUUUGUUUUAAAAGAAAAGUUUUGUUUAAUAGAUUCAAAUCACACACAAACAAUAAAAAAUAUUAAUCCAGAGGAGGCUAACAAAACAAGGCCUCUCAUGCCAGUCACAUUAUUAAGAGAUAUUGAAGGGGUUCAACUGAACAGUCUGACAACUUCACAAAAUGGAUCUUGUUUUGCUGACAAAAUGAUCCAAAUGACAACUCUCACAGAAUCACAACAGAUGCAAAAAGUGUUAAUCUCCACAACACAACCUGAUCAGAGCAAGUCAUGCUGGGCUGCAUGUUCAGCUACAGAAGAAAUGAAAACAUGUAGCACAGGUGAGCUCAAGCUUAGAGCCCAUAGGAACGAAACUUUCUCUUCACACCAAACAACUACACACCAUGAAAUUCAGAAGGACUUUGGACGGACUCAUGUUGACUACAUUGAAAAUGUUAAAGCCUACACCGUGACACCAAACAGGACUUCUAAUUCCAUUACUGAGGACAACUCUGAAUUUGGAAAUACUCCUGUCCAUACACACCAUGAUAAUCUGGAUAUAUUUACAGGGGCUGGGGAGGACGGUGCCCUCAAAAACUUAUGGUUUCAGAUGGACUCAAAGACAGACAGCAGGGAAUCAGACCCCAGAGAACCUGAGAGUGGUGUUACAGAUGAAGAGAAACCAGGCCCAAAGAUGACUGAUAUAAACAACACAUGCAAGAGCUGUGAGAACAAUGGCAAAAGCAAGGAAGAGUCCUGUGAGGAUCAUCAGACAGCAGAUCAAGCUCACCAUUGUCUCUCCCAGGAAGUGAUUAAUGCGUCCCUCAACAUUUCAAACCCAACUCACAAUGAGAACUUCAGCGUUCCAAACAAUCCUGCACCAUCUGUUUGCAACAUCUUCUCACAGACGUCUCCAUCUCAAGGUCAAGAGGGAUUUAACAACUAUGCCAGGAGAGACAGUGAGGAUGAAGUCUUUGGAAAAGGCACUUCUCAAGAGACAAGCCAAAGUGAGACAACCUCUCCUGCCUAUGGGAUUAUUUUGCCUUCUCCAGGUUUGGAUGGAGACAGAUUUUCCAUUCAACCGUGCAGACAUCUUUUGGUCCCUCCACUUAUGGUAAACGGCAAGCAAAAGGAAAUUCAAAAGGAAACACAGACAAGGAACAAUAUGACCCUUUGGACUUAUGGCACUCAAACCCAGGUUAUCUCACCACAAAACAAACAGAAUAGCGCAAUUAUAUCAGGCAGUGUAUGGCAAAACCAUGGCAGUGCAUCAGUGACUGAGGUAGUCAGCACAAGUAGGACCCCAGCAUCCUGUGUUGCACUGAUGAGUUUCAAUUCCCCACAUAAAACUUACAAUCAAAUCACUCAUACUAAUCAAACAGGUUCAUUACCCACGGUUAGUAACUCACAUACAAACUUUAAAUUAAUGUAUUCAGGCAAUAGCAGUUACCUAGAACAUGAGGACAGUAACAGCAGCAGUGAUGAUGAGCAAAAAUUAGUAAUUGAACUUGAGUAACACACACAC
Molecule: messenger RNA, 5411 nt
Organism: Paramisgurnus dabryanus
Lineage: Eukaryota; Metazoa; Chordata; Actinopteri; Cypriniformes; Cobitidae
Gene: znf831
Product: zinc finger protein 831
Source: RefSeq, a predicted model, not a curated record